This is a messenger RNA of Geodia barretti, 618 nucleotides long. The record is from the annotation of a GenBank genome assembly. NCBI's taxonomy places the organism in Eukaryota, Metazoa, Porifera, Demospongiae, Tetractinellida, Geodiidae.
ACACUUCGACCUCAUACACGUGUCGCGUGUUGUAUGCAUCGUGCUGGCCCUCCCUGCGAUCCUCGCGCAAAUGGCAUCCCUUCCUGGGUCCCAAUCGGGUGGUGGAACUGCACGUGGACGACGUACAGUGUAUGCUACCAGAAGAGUCAGUUUUUGUGCCGCACACUAUUUAAGAAGCCCACAGUUGUCUGAUGAAGAAAAUAAAGCACUGUUUGGAAAAUGUUUCAACACCCAUGGACACAACUACGUAGUGAAAGCAACUGUUAAAGGAGAGGUUGAUCCACGAACUGGUAUGGUCCUUAAUAUCACUGAGCUAGCGCAAGCAUUGGAGGCUAUUGUCGUCAAACAAUUGGAUCACAAGAAUCUCGAUUUUGAUGUUCCAUAUUUCAAGCAGUGUAUCAGGUAUGUAUCCUAUACUAACUUAGGUUGGGCAUAAUAUACAUGUGUGGGUAUAUUAGAACGAAUGCAAAACAUUUGGCGAGAGAAGUUUUUUUGUGAGGGAUAGUUUGUUGCACGCAAUCUGCUGGAAAAACCGAGGUUGAUAAGCUCUGGCGUUAUUGUGUAACUACACAAAACAUUGUCCUUGUUUCAAGAGUGUAACAUAUUCCAUCAAUGUGU